CCCGAGGGGCUCUAGAGGGUGCGGCGGGACUGCGAGCCCUGGGAGGGGUUCGGAAAGAGCCGGUUCUGCCGAUUGACCUUAGAGCGGUCCUUUUGCCUCUCCGGGGCCUCGGUUUACCCCCUUCUGGGAAAGUGAAGGGUGAGAGAUUGGCACCUUCCGGAGCUCACUUGCCUGGCACCGGCCAAGUCCUUGCCUUUACAGCUCGCUCGAGCAUCCUGUUCUUCAGGAAGCCCCCAGGCCACCUGUACUCCCACAGCUUACCAAACCAUUUCAAAUGUCCUGUGGCCACCGGCCGGGCUCGCUUUCGAGCCCUGUCAUUAGUCAAGCAUUUUUGGACUACAGCAACCCAGAGCAGGUGCACAGCCCCAUUUAGUAAUUAUCAAGAUAGAUUUAGACCUCCUGUCUCUGGUUUCAGAUUCCUUGCUUUUAUCAGCUGUGGGCCUUCUGGAAUUUAAUCUUCCCUGCCAGUGCCUCGGUUUCCCUCAUCAGAACUAUAAGUAGAACUAUAAAACAGGACCAUAAGUAGUUUUUCCUUCGUAGGGUGGUGUGAGGAUUAAAUGAGUUACUGUGAGACUAGCACCAGCUCAGUGCCCAGCACACCACAGGUGCCCAAUAAAUGCUUAUUGUUGGCAUCACGGUGCUCACACAGCCGGCUCUGCACUCCCACAGGCAGCCCCAGCACAUGGACACUGACACUGACGUGGAGCAGCCGCCCACUCUGGCCAGGCCCUGACUUCCUUUGGAGAUGCUUGGCUGCCUAACCUCUUAUCAAGGUCCCUGGCCAGAAGGCCACAGUGAGCAGCCUUACCACGCUAAAUGUGGACAUGUGUGCAGGGCCCAGCCCCGAGUCCAGAUGAUGUUCGUGCCAGUGGCUUCGGUGAUGGCAGUGACUGAACCGAAAUGGGUCUCGGUCUGGGGCCGCUUCUUGUGGCUGAUGCUGGUGAGCAUGGCCAUGGGGUCGCUGCUGGCCCUGCUGCUGCCACUGGGAGCCGUGGAGGAACAGUGUUUGGCCAUACUCAAAGGCUUCUACCUGCUCAGGAGCCAACUAGACAGAGCACAGCAUGCUGUCACCAGGCGCACCAGCCCCUCCACGGAGCUCAGCGUCACCUCCAGGGACGCUGGGCUGCUGGUGGUCAAGACCAAGGCAUCUCCAGGCAAGCUGGAAGCCAGAGCAGCGCUGAACCAAGCCCUGGAAAUGAAGCGCCAGGGCAAGCGGGAGAAAGCCCACAAGCUCUUCCUGUACGCGCUCAAGAUGGACCCGGACUACGUGGACGCGCUCAAUGAGUUUGGCAUCUUCUCCGAAGAAGACAAGGACAUCAUCCAGGCAGAUUACCUGUACACCAGAGCGCUGACCAUCUCGCCCUUCCAUGAGAAAGCCCUGGUCAACCGGGACCGGACGCUGCCGCUCGUGGAGGAGAUCGACCAGAGGUACUUCAGCAUCAUCGACAGCAAGGUGAGGAAGGUGAUGUCCAUCCCCAAGGGGAACUCGGCGCUGCGCCGCGUCAUGGAGGAGACCUACUACCACCACAUCUACCACACGGUGGCCAUCGAGGGCAACACCCUCACGCUGUCCGAGAUCAGGCACAUCCUGGAGACGCGCUAUGCCGUGCCGGGGAAGAGCCUGGAGGAACAGAACGAGGUCCUUGGCAUGCACGCAGCCAUGAAGUACGUCAACACCACCCUGGUCUCACGAGUAGGCUCCGUCACCAUCGACGACGUGAUGGAGAUCCACAGGCGGGUGCUGGGCUACGUGGAUCCAGUGGAAGCUGGCAGGUUUCGCACGACCCAGGUCCUGGUGGGACACCACGUCCCUCCCCAUCCCCAAGACGUGGAGAAGCAGAUGCAGGAGUUCAUACAGUGGCUCAACUCUGAGGACGCCAUGAACCUGCACCCGGUGGAGUUUGCGGCCCUAGCGCAUUACAAACUCGUCUACAUCCACCCUUUCAUCGACGGCAAUGGGAGGACCUCACGCCUGCUCAUGAACCUCAUCCUGAUGCAGGCAGGCUACCCGCCCAUCACCAUCCGCAAGGAGCAGAGGGCUGAGUAUUACCACGUGCUGGAGGUCGCCAACGAGGGUGACGUGAGGCCUUUCAUCCGCUUCAUCGCCAAGUGCACCGAGACCACUCUGGACACCCUGCUUUUUGCCACGACUGAGUACUCGGUGGCACUGCCGGAAGCCAACCCCAACCAUUCUGAGUUCAAGGAGACACUUCCGGUGAAACCUUAGCCCUGUCCAUCUCUGUGCAGCAAGGGCAGCCAGGGGGAUGGGAUCAAAGAAACUUAACCAUGCUAGGAAGCUAAUCAUCUCCAAAAGCAAAAGGAAACCUUUAAACAUUCUUUACCUCCAAAAAAACUUUUAGUUAAAAAGAAAAAAACUAAAUUAUUAAGCCUUGUAUCUAACUUAUAAUCUAGCAAAGAUAUUUAUUUUCUUUUGAGCAAGUUACAUAGUGUGUCCACUGUGGCAGUACGGGUGGCCGCUGUGUGAGUGGCAGCCCCGCACUUUAGGGGCACCAGUGCUCCUAUGAGACCAGAACCGAGGUUCUGGAGCAGAAUUUGCACCAAGAUGGGGGAAAAAAGACCAGAGCAGUGGGAUGAAGCCCAGGGCCACUGAAAGUUACUCAGGUCUUCGUGGUGCCACUGUACUGGGAAGCCACCACCUCUGGGGAAACUGCAGUCUGGGAAUGACUGCAAGCUGCCGGCUCAGGUCUUUGCACCCCUACCACUGAAUUAGUGUGGUGGCUUUUACUGGUAUCGCGCAUUUUCAAGCUCUGACAUGACCUUAUCUCCAGACUGCCCUUGAACCCUACCUUGCAGGCUCGAGUGCCCGAGGGUGUCUUUUCAUGAGACUGUUUUUCUAAUUAAGGCGAGGACCGCAGCCAGCUCGGUUUGCUCUGUGUAGCAGUGUCGUCCUUGCACGUCAUACGCAGCAAUGCAGACCAGAUGUUUGCCUCUAGAACAGUGAUGGCGAACCUUUUGGCGCUUUCAGUAACAGCCCACUGCGGCAUGCGUGCCAUGGGUUCACCACCGCUGAUCUAAAAGUUCUCUGGGUUCAUCACUCAACACCUACAUCACGCUGUGAGGGCCGUCUGCCCUCAGCUCCCACUGUUCUCUAUGGGUGGAUCAGCUGGGAACGAUGCCUCAUCACCCCACAGGCAUUUCCCGAUGACGAACAGAACCAAGUAAAACCUCUGACCGCCGCCAGCCUGUCCCUUUUACAGUUCAGCUGCAUCCACUCACUGCCCACUGCAAGAGCAGCUUUACACAGUUCAGCGUCCCCCUUGGGGAGGCAAGAUUGUCUGAGUGGCCUUAUUUUUUAGCAACUUGUAGAAUGACAAAACGUCAUAUAUAAUAUGGCCCGGUUUCUAAGUGGUCAGAUCUUUCAAUCAUGUAUGGCACAAGGGCCAAUUCAACUGCUGCUGCUGCUAUUCAGCGUCAGGCAGGCCGCAGGUCACUAGGUCCCUUUCCCAGUGACACAGCCUGCAAGGCUGAACCCUGAACAGCCCCUUGGCGAUGUCUGAAUGAUGGUGUAUACACAGUGGUGAUUUUGAUUUUUGCAUACAGUUCCUGAUGGCCAUCAAGUCUCUACUCAAAUGUAUUUACAGUUAUUUAAAUGGUAAAUUCAGAGUCACUUUCUGAAAGAUUAAGAAAAAUAAGUGAAAAGUUGUCUGGAACAGCUCCAAGGAUAGUUACUGAAACCUGGACUUAAAUUAAAAAAAGUGUUCUUACAGUAGCUGCCGCCGUGAAGCGUCUUAAACCCAAGCUCUUCUGCUGUCCUGGUUCUGAAGCAGAGCAAGGACGGCCGACAGGCCUGCUCACUUUGUCCACUGGUGAGAGAAUCUGCACUUUAGCUGUACAUGAAGGGUAUUAUUUUAACAAAUUACUGAUUCUAAUAAAGCAUUUUAUCACAAA
This is a messenger RNA of Cavia porcellus (domestic guinea pig), 3909 nucleotides long. RefSeq names its product FIC domain protein adenylyltransferase (gene Ficd). The transcript has 3 exons. The record is from RefSeq and is a predicted model, not a curated record. Bases 746 to 2227 code for a protein of 493 amino acids. Gene Ontology annotation, molecular function: protein binding. NCBI's taxonomy places the organism in Eukaryota, Metazoa, Chordata, Mammalia, Rodentia, Caviidae.